Mesocestoides corti is the source of this 570-nucleotide messenger RNA. The record is from the annotation of a GenBank genome assembly. NCBI's taxonomy places the organism in Eukaryota, Metazoa, Platyhelminthes, Cestoda, Cyclophyllidea, Mesocestoididae.
CUCGCCAACUACUUGGAAGGCCUGUACAACAGCAGUGACCUCGUUCAACAAAGGGAAUUUCGCGGAUUCGUCAAGGAUAUUGCGACUGGAAUGCGCGCUCUCGAGAAGUGGAAAAUUCAGCACAGAAAUCUGGCUGCUCGCAACAUCCUCCUUGACGCGAAUAAGAGACUGAAGAUUGGUGGAUUUGGACGCAGUCGUCCACAGGGCUCGCACUUCACGUCUGGUGACAUUGCAAUCAAGUGGGCUGCCAUGGAAGUGAUUGAGGAUGGCAGCAAGUACACACUCUCCUCCGACGUGUGGUCGUAUGGUGUCGUGUUGUGGGAGAUCUACAGUGUGGGUUACGCGCCGUACAAGGAACUUGGAAAUUCGCAAGUGCUGGAGUACCUGAAGGCAGGGCACCGUCUUGAGCGACCUCUUGAUACUCCGGAUGAUAUAUACUCAAUGAUGAUGGAUUGUUGGAAGGAGGAGCUGUCGGAUCGACCUACCUUCAGUGUCAUCUGUGAUCGUCUGUCCGGCCGCACACAUGUGGGUAAAGGCACGCCUCCUCCAGUGCCCCAAAGACCUGCAUAA